CUGGGAGGUUUCUAAGAUUGACCCAUUUAUUUAUGCCCGGGUUGCUUAUGGCCUAUAAAACCCUAUUCAUCCAGAUCUUAGGGCAAACGUUAGAAUGGCGCUUCGACGAGUUGUCCUGAACACAGCGAGAUCCAUAUCCAUGGUCGGCUAUCAGCUGAAAGGCGGUCACGGGAGGGGGUUUUUGGGAGCAAUCAACAGCGGCCUCGACAAUUACUCUUACCUGAACAAUCGUAAGCUCAGCCCUUUUGUCUCCUUUUCCCGUCGUCACUACCAUCUACCGCCUCCUCCGCCCGUAAAAGUUUUCUAUGAGAUACCCGAAGGCGGCUUUAAUUUUCCCAUCGACAAUCCUGAGAACGACGAUGGCACCAAAGAAUAUGCUCAGUUUGCAGCGAAGGCUCACAACGAGGUCUCCCAGGAUGGAGGAGAAGAUCAUGUGCGGUUUGUGAGGUUGGUAAGAGCAUGGAGAUCGAUUAAUCUUUGCGAAAGUUAUCAUAUGAUGCUGGAGGCUGUGGAUGGAAAGGGCGAGGUCAAUCUUUACUAUGCAGAAGUUAUUUACGAUCCAUUAGAAAAUGUGACAAAGUUGGUUAAGUGGGAGCUGGUGGACCAGUCCUUUUCAUACCCUUUUGAAGAAGCUAGAUGGAGUGAACAACUCAAAGAAGAGGUACGACGAUUGGAACAAUUUUAUCAAGAGAUGCCACAGGAAAUGGAAAAGAAGAAUGAUUUGGACAGAGAAUCAAUCUAUAACUUUACAUAUGGUGCAUGUCCUACUCUCACACUUGAUACAAUCUGCCCAUAUGCUAUGCUUGGAAUGCCUCGUGCUUCGAGAAGAGACUUACAUAAGAAUGAGAUUGACGAAGUAAAUUGAACAAAGAGGCGUUUAUGGAACGAGGUGCAAAUGUGGCCAGCACUUUCGCAUUGAUCUUCAAUGCUUCCCGAGCUACGCUUCUGUUCACAUAUUAGAAACCUCUACUUUCUGUUUCCUGCUCUUAUGAGAUUGUCAUUAUUUAUAUUGGUAUGAUGUUUGAAUUUCCCUUAUAUAUAUAUAUAAUUAUGGUUAUUACUGAA
Messenger RNA from Coffea arabica (coffee), 1065 nucleotides. RefSeq lists its product as uncharacterized. NCBI's taxonomy places the organism in Eukaryota, Viridiplantae, Streptophyta, Magnoliopsida, Gentianales, Rubiaceae. The record is from RefSeq and is a predicted model, not a curated record.